AUGGUGGAAGCCAUAAAGGAAAUAGGAGUGCUUAAAGCACGCACCACCGCUAUGGCCGUGUCGGCACGCAGGAGCUUGUGGCUACUCCAGUGGACUGCUGACGCGGACUCCAGGAAAGGCGUGGAAGGCCUACCAUUCACAGGAAAGGCCUUAUUUGAAGAUGAAUUAGACAAAUGGAUCUCCACAGCUACUGCGGGUACAUCCCAUGAGAGUCUUGUCUGCAGUUACUUCAACCUGGAACAAAACCUAACUAAUGAUAAAGACAUUCCAGGAGCCAACAUUCGUCCAGCAAGAGACUGGAAAACUCCAACCACAGUGUUUAUCGAUAUGUCCCUGUAUACAGUCAUCACCUUGGACACAACCCUGCAAUCUUUAAGCACAUAUAUCUGGUUUACCAUGGAAUGGCAAAAUGAAUUUAUAAGUUGGAAUCCUGAUUACUUUUGCGGGAUUGAUAGCUUUGCAACUCCGGGUACAAACCUAUGGCUUCCAGACCUCUAUAUCUAUGAACUGACUGAUGGAGACCAAACUUCUGCAGUGAUUCCAUAUGUCUUUGUCUCCAGUGAUGGGCUAAUCAGUGAUUAUAAGCCAAUGCGAAUUGUGAGUUCCUGUACACUGGACACUUUUAAGUUUCCAUUUGACAAACAGACCUGCUCUUUGACCUUUGGCUCCUAUAUACAUACAAUCGCAGACAUCGUCAUGUGUCCAAAAUCCAAUUCCUCUCAGGUGGGCAAAAACACUCAGGAUAUUUUUGUCAGCAAAGGAGAAUGGUCCCUGUUGGACAUCAGUGUAAGCAACACAACACUAUGGAGUGAGGGGUCAGGGUACAGCCAAGUGAUCUUUACGAUCAGUUUACAACGAACCCCUCUAAUCUACAUCCUAAACAUCUUUAUCCCAGCAUGCAUCUUUGUCCUUCUGGAUAUUAUCAGCGUGUUUAUUCACAUUGGAAAUGGGUCCAGACUAAACUUCAAAGUGACAGUGAUUUUGGGGUUCUCUGUGCUCCUGCUGAUUCUCAAUGACAUACUUCCUAGUUCGGACAAGCCCCCAGUUUUAGGUAUAUUCUGCUGUGUGUGCCUUGCUGUCAUGGUAGUCAGUAUAAUGAGCACUAUUGCAACCUCUUACAUGCUAAUGCUGUCUGAAACUCAACCACAUGUUCCAGGCUGGAUAAAAUUCUUGAUCAUUAGACAUCUCGCCCGUAUCCUGUGCUUCAGAGUGCAGUCCUCCAAACAAGACCAGGCUCAUGUCAUUAGAGCCAGAAUGGGGGGCAAUGAUGAUGGAGUAAAAGCUUAUGCUGCCCCCCUUCAGUGGAGGAAGGACAUAGAGGAGAAGGGUAGAACCCACUUGGAAGUAACCAUCUUAAAAAGAUUGCUGGCAGAAAUUCUACAGAUCCAACAGGAUUUAGCCUUUUCUAGAAACACGGAUGAUAAGUCUGGGUGGUACAUUGCAGCAUUGAUAGUGGAUAGGCUUUUCCUCAUACUACAUAUCAUCAUUGUCAUUGUCAUGUUUGUAGUUGUCAUCUGCAUGUGGGUCACAUGA
Pseudophryne corroboree (corroboree frog) is the source of this 1533-nucleotide messenger RNA. Its product is annotated as 5-hydroxytryptamine receptor 3A-like. Gene Ontology annotation, cellular component: plasma membrane; neuron projection; synapse. The coding region runs from base 1 to 1533 and encodes 510 amino acids. Lineage: Eukaryota; Metazoa; Chordata; Amphibia; Anura; Myobatrachidae. The transcript is spliced from 9 exons. Gene Ontology annotation, biological process: signal transduction; regulation of membrane potential; chemical synaptic transmission. The record is from RefSeq and is a predicted model, not a curated record. Gene Ontology annotation, molecular function: acetylcholine-gated monoatomic cation-selective channel activity; transmembrane signaling receptor activity.